Danio rerio (zebrafish) is the source of this 1376-nucleotide messenger RNA. The record is from RefSeq and is a predicted model, not a curated record. NCBI's taxonomy places the organism in Eukaryota, Metazoa, Chordata, Actinopteri, Cypriniformes, Danionidae.
GCGUCACACUCGGCAUGAGUAUUAUUCUUAGUAUUAAAGUUUUUGUAUUCUUUGUUCAAUAGAGUCUCAAAAGGACAAUUUGUUUUGUAAAGCUGUUCACUUGGGCAUAAUAAUUAUGACACACUGGAUCUUACAGCUGUAAAAGCUGCUGUGUUAUCCAAAUAAUCAUGCCUCGUAUUAAUUGUUUGUAAAUAAAUGCUUAAUGGUUGUACGUUUUUGUGUGUUUAUAGUUGGGAUCAUGGAGGGUCACUGAUGAUCCAACCAGGAUUUAAAAAAUAUGCGGUUGAUCUCACACUGGAUCCAAACACAGCAAAUGCUAAACUCCUCUUGUUUGACAGGAACAGAAAGAUCACGUAUGUGGAUAAUCCUCAGCCCUAUCCUGAUCAUCCAGACAGAUUUGCUGAUGUUCCUCAGGUACUGUGUAGAGAGACUCUGACUGGACGCUGUUACUGGGAGGUUGAAUGGGGCUCCUGGGCUCGUAUAGCAGUGGCCUACAGAGGAAUCCUUAAAGAGCGAGGGACUGUCUCUAAGUUUGGAUACAGCGACAAAUCCUGGUGUCUCUUCUGCACUGGUGAUGUAUUUGUUCCCUGGCACGAUAACAAGAGUAACGUCCCAAUACAUGUAGCACAAUCUAAAAGAGUCGGAGUGUAUGUGGACGUGCCGUCCGGCUCUCUGUCCUUCUACAGCAUUUCUGACAACCACACACCCACACACAUACACACAUUCAACACCACAUUCACUGAGCCCCUCUAUGCUGGAUUUAAGGUGUUUCAGUCUUCACUGUCUCUGUGCCAGAUUUAGCAUCAAAUGCAUGUUUAAAGGCCUGUGAAUAUCGCAGUGCUAUUCGCCAAUGCUUUUAUUAAAGGGGUGCCAAUAUGGUUGAUCAUAUCAAUGUGCAAAAUGCCAAGUUUCCCAUGCAAACAUUCACCAGUUCGAUCCUAGUUUGGAGCGGUUGGGUCUGGUUACAUCUGGAGCUGGUGAAGUUACAGUAAAUAUGACUUUAAAGUUUUAGCCGAGCACACUGUCACUUCCAUUCCUUAUGUAGAAGAUGAUGCACCAAGGGAAGAUGAAUGUAGAUCUGCUUUUUUAUCUAAACACAAAGAGCUGCUUGAUAAACACUGUCAGCAGGAGGGAAAUGUUAUGGAGAGUAAGGCCCAAUCCCAAUUCUACCCCUUAGUCCUUUCCCUUACCCCUCGUUUUGCGCGUGCCCGUGAAGGAGUAGUGGUGUCCCAAUUCUCUAUAGCUUGAAGGCAUAGGGCUAAGAGCAAGCGGUAUACACCUCUUCAAAUGAAGAUUUUUCUGGAGCACACUCGAAACCAAAGGGUAGAGAAAAUUUUGGACUAACCUGUAUUUUUUGUCAUUAUUACAAAUUUUUA